Huiozyma naganishii CBS 8797 is the source of this 2379-nucleotide messenger RNA. RefSeq names its product Sqs1p (gene SQS1). Lineage: Eukaryota; Fungi; Ascomycota; Saccharomycetes; Saccharomycetales; Saccharomycetaceae. The record is from RefSeq and is a predicted model, not a curated record. The transcript has a single exon. The coding region runs from base 1 to 2379 and encodes 792 amino acids. Gene Ontology annotation, molecular function: nucleic acid binding.
AUGGCGAAGCGGCACAAGCACUACAAUAAUGCUCGAGGGAAUGGCAGGUCACGCGGCAGACUACAGCGCGGCGGGAGGCGGAGAGGAGCCGGUGACGGGAGACCCAUGGGCUCAUCUGCUGAGGAUGUGUGGCUGAAUUCUUCCCUUGGAGCCAUGUCUGACGACGAUAUACCGUCUAUGGGUGAACGUUCAGACAUAGUACUGCACAACAGAGGAAGAAGGUCGUAUAUGUCCCCGCGGGCUGUGGAACGGUACUACUUUGGGGACGGUGGGAGACUCAAGGAGAAGUCGUUGCGGAUGGGAGGCUCUCGUCCUGGGGCACGGUCAGGCGGUCCAGAUAGGGAUUCAGACUCUAACAAGAAAAUGGUCUUUGUGAAGAGCAAAGAGCUUUAUGAUCCCUCGCAUGAUCUUAUAGAGAAACUCAUCGCCAAGAAUAAUGCUACGGUGGCAAAAUCCCAUAACCAAAGCUUGCCCAGUCCACAAAACAGUGACAAAGAAACAGCAGAAGAGAGUACUGAAGACAGGACAAAGUCGAACUCUGCACCUCCUCGUGAGGAUGAAUACGAAAAUUUUGAAGAGUCGUCUGAUGAAGCUGCUAUCGAAAGUGACACCAAUCAUAGAAGCAUAGAGGGAUUAGCUGACGAAGCUAAGUCUAAUCUUGGAAAAGAUGACGAUAUUUUAUUUUUUGUUGAUGAAUCUGGUGACGAGCUGCAGCAGAAAGAUAUCCGAAGUGUCCGCGUGGAGGAGAAAGAGUCUGGGAGCCGAGCAUCUGCCAUUGAGUUCAAUCCUUCGAUAACUAUUGGUAAAACAGAACUAGACCUUGAGAGAACUGACAAUGGUGACAGCAGGGAAGUGAUAAUGAAACAACCAACCCACAGGGCACAUCCUUUCAGUAGUUACAUCUCUAACGUUAUGAAAAAUAUCAGUAUCGAUGAAAACGAGGACGAGGAUGAGGACGACAGUGACGAUUGCUUAGACAAUGUAGAAAUUGACGAUAGCAUGUUUGACAAUCACAAGGACAUAGAUAUAGAGCCGGCGGUAUCUCCAUCCGACUCGGAGUCUCACGAGAACUACUCUUCGGAAAAAGAAAAUAAACCAUCAGAACAUUUACAAGACGAUGAGGCACCCGAAUUUGGCUUUAUUGAGGAGGAUUACCAAGUUAACACGUCUGAUAUUUCUGUUACUAACCUGAGAUUAGGUUAUCAGGAGAAUGCAUACUUUGUCAAAAACUUUCAAUUUUUUGGCGACUAUGAGUCGCACUGGAUAGACCAGGAUUCCUUUUCUGAUUUUCUGUUAAAUGAGAUUGGAUUACCAGAAACGAGGUUACAAAGCUAUUUCAAAUACCUGGAAAAUCUGUUGAUACCCAAAGAGGAGACUCCAGAGCCCACUCUUUCAGAUGUAAGAUUUUCAAGCUCUGAAGAGGAGUUUGAAGAACCUGACAAUGAAAUGGCCGACAACAACAAUAUUUUACCCGAUGAUGUCUUGGAGGGGAUCGAUGAUCUGGUAUCGUAUUCGAUGAAAUACAGCGAUACAAGGAACCAAGAGUUUGAAACUAGAGCACUUCCCACAAUGGGGAAGGGCAAGAAGAAAAAAUUUCUUGUCGAUGAAGCCUUGCAAUUGGAAAGUGAAACUAUCGAGACCUUACAGGACAAACUGUUCAAGCGGAACAGCGACAAGGCGAAACGCCGAAGGGGCAAGGAAGAUUUUAUUUCAAAGGAGAGGGAGAAUUCAGAUGACCUGUUUGAAAAGUACCCAUAUGGCUUUCACAUUCAGAAUAUGAUGGAUGAGUUUGAGAACUUCAUGCGGAAGGAGAAGGAUUCGAUGUCGUUCCCACCGUUGGAUCCUCAUGGUAAUAAAACUAUCAUGAAGUUUGCCACGCAUUAUAACAUGAAGACAAACAAGUCUGGUAAUGGCAAAGGGCAACAUGUGGUGGUUCAGAAAGUCAAGCAAACGUACAGGCGGCAGCCUAAUUACAAUCUGAUCCAGCAACUGCUCAGACAAAGACCCGUGUUUAUGCGUAUCGAUGUCUCGCGCAUCACGAACAACGAGGAAUUCAAAGACCAAGAGAGGAGAGUUAUCAGGGAGAGAGUUGGUCCGAAAGCCAAAUUUCAUGUGAAGGAAGGUGAAGUAGUCGGAGAGACAGCACCGGAAAUCGGCAAAGACAACGUCGGCAGACGGAUGUUGGAAAAGCUCGGGUGGAGUGUAGGUGAAACCUUAGGGGUGGAGGGGAAUAAAGGUAUUAGUGAGCCAAUAAUGGCCGUGGUCAAGAAGACGAAGAAAGGUGUUGGGCACCAGAAACGUGAACAGAGCACUGGUGACGAGAGCGGCAAACCAAGAGGGCACACCCACUCACGUGGGAACCGUCGACGUAGACACUAG